UGCCAAACUUAACCAACUAUUCUUCAGUCUCUCUCUCUCUCUCUCUCUCUCUCUCUCUCUCUCUCUCUGCUAUGUUCUGUUCUGUUGAAACAUAUUCAAAAUAUGUCAAUAGUACUAAGAAAAUUGUUGGAAAUAAUCUUAAAACGCAAUCCAACAUCUUCAGAUGAACAACAACAACAACAAGUGUUGCCGUUGCCGUAUGGUGAUAUGGGUGAAUUAGAUCAACUACCAAGUGAUAUCUUGAUACAAAUUUUGAGACUUUUGGGUCCCAAAGAAGUUGCAAAACUGAGUGUGAUAUGCAAGUCUUUGAAAUUUUCUGUAUCUGAUAAUCGUUUAUGGCUUCACUUCCUUCAGACUCAUCAAUCUGAUCCAUCUUGGGAUUCUGUGUUUUUUGCUGAAACUAAUUUGAUCUCUGGUUACCCUCUUCCAUCCUUUGGCCAGAGGCCCCAGCUGUCAUUCAAACAUAUUUAUGGUCAGAGAGCUCAGGUUCCUGGUGCUAUUAUCAUUGAUGGCGGUUCCGGCUAUUGCAAAUUUGGUUGGAGCAAAUAUGCUUGUCCGUCGGGGCGAUCUGCAACAUUUUUGGAAUUUGGCAACAUUGAGUCACCAAUGUAUACUAGGCUUCGACAUUUUUUCGCAACUAUUUAUAACAGGAUGCAGGUGAAACCAAAAAAUCAACCAGUUAUUGUUUCUAUACCAAUAUGCCAUUAUGAUGAUACUGAAUCAGCCAGAGCAUCGAGACAGCAACUUAAAGAAGCAAUUUAUGCUUCCCUGUUCGACUUGAAUGUUCCUGCUGUUUGUGCUGUCAACCAGGCAACUCUAGCUCUGUAUGCUGCAAAACGUACUUCUGGAAUAGCUGUUAAUAUAGGUUUUCAAGUGACAUCAAUAGUUCCAAUUUUUAAUGGUAAAGUAAUGCGUAAGGUCGGUGUGAAAGUUGUGGGACUGGGAGCACUGAAAGUUACAGGAUUUCUUAAGGAGAAGAUGCAACAGAACAACCUAAAUUUUCAAUCAUUGUACACUGUUCGCGCUUUGAAAGAGAAUCUAUGCUAUGUUGCUCUUGAUUAUGAAGCUGAGCUAUUGAAAGAAAACACACAAGCAUCAUUUCAAGCUACAGGAGAUGGAUUGUUUACACUUUCAAAAGAGCGGUUUCAGACAGCUGAGAUUUUAUUCAAGCCACAUCUUGCUGGAGUGCAAGCCAUGGGUUUACACCAUGCCAUAGCUCGUUGUAUGGAGAAUUGCCAUUCUGCAGGAUUACCAGGCGACAACGAUUGGUACAAAACUGUAGUUUUAUCAGGUGGAACUGCAUGUUUGCCAGGUUUGGCAGAAAGAUUAGAGAAGGAACUCCAUGGCUUACUUCCUCCAUACAUGUCCAAUGGAAUUAGAGUCAUACCUCCUCCAUACGGUGUCGAUACUCCAUGGUUUGGAGCAAAGAUGAUUGGCAAUUUGAGCACAUUUCCUGGAUCUUGGUGUGUGGAAAAAAAGAAGUUCCGCCAGAAGCCUAGGCUCGGCCUCAUAUGGUGAUUAUUUUGUUCUAAAAUAUGUUUCCUCGGCAGUGUAAAUUAUUCUGCACCCUCCAACUUUAGGGAGGCUGGAAUAACAGGACUCGGUUUUUCAACGUCAUUUAGUAUAAUUAUAGAUACUAUGAUAUAUAUGAUUAGAAUCAUAUAGUAAACGUUGGGAUUGUUAAGAAUAAUGUAAAAAGUUGUGUGUCUUAUUUAUGUAAUAUGUAAUGUAACAAGAGUGAAGAGAUUGUACUAUGAUUGAAAAUAUCCUCGAGCUUAAGGAUUUGAAGUA
This is a messenger RNA of Medicago truncatula (barrel medic), 1791 nucleotides long. Its product is annotated as actin-related protein 8. The transcript is spliced from 12 exons. Bases 103 to 1518 code for a protein of 471 amino acids. The record is from RefSeq and is a predicted model, not a curated record. Lineage: Eukaryota; Viridiplantae; Streptophyta; Magnoliopsida; Fabales; Fabaceae. Gene Ontology annotation, molecular function: protein binding.